AUGGAGGGUAUAGAAAAGAAAAGCAAAGUAGAAAGGCCUCAGGAGAUAGUUACAAAAAAACGGCGACAAGAAGAAGAGAAUCAAGCUGAAGACCCAAGACCUUAUGAAUCAGCUGAGCUAAUUAAAAACAUUAUGCACAUAGAGGGAAAAAAUCAGUUUGAUAGAGAAACAAUAAACCAAAUACCA
This is a messenger RNA of Cetraspora pellucida, 186 nucleotides long. Lineage: Eukaryota; Fungi; Glomeromycota; Glomeromycetes; Diversisporales; Gigasporaceae. The record is from the annotation of a GenBank genome assembly.